AUGUUCCUUGUUGGCAUUUGCCAUGCUGCCGACAUGGAUAUAAAGAGUUACUUUAAACAAUGCCUUAAAGAGAAGUAUUCCAUCGACUAUAUGAACGUGGACCUGUCACCCCUGCUUCCGGAGAAAUUUCAGCCUGGAAAAUUCGAUCCUAAAACCUUUGACUUUAAAAACUUUGACUAUAAAGGCUUCAACGAGGCAAUUGAAAAGGUUAAGGACAGCAAGGAAUAUAAGGAUGCCACUAUCUAUCAUGACUGCAAAUGUAACCCUUCCGAAGAUGAAUCCUGCAUUAUGCCAGAUGGUUGCUUAAACGAUAAAAACACUCCCAAUGACCUUUUGAUCAAGUACAAGGACUGUGGAGUGCAAACAGUAAAGAAGCGAGCCGAAGCCCAGGCCGAAGCUGAGAGAUACCAGAAGGAACUCGCAAACCGCCCCAAACAACCCGAAAAGGAACCCGAAGAUGGCCAGAUUGGUGGCAGGUGUCAAUUGUGGAGAUACUGCUACGGUGAAGCUCGCUGCGAAAACUACAGAUGUGUGGCUCACGCCUGUAAGAAAGAAGGCGAAGUCCCCAAUGGACCUGACGACAAAUGCUGUAUGCCUAUGGUCACGAGACAGGGAUCCCCAUGCAAACUGCUCAACACAGAUCAUUCCGAUAACAACUGCAACAGCCACCGUACAUGUCAGCUCAAUCACGAAGGCAGAGAUUAUAAAUGCUGCUAUUCUCAUGGCCGCCAAAACGCUCCAAUGUGUGUUCCAAAUAAGGAAUGUAAAUGGGGCUAUCUUUAUUCCCAAUGA
Molecule: messenger RNA, 792 nt
Organism: Lichtheimia ornata
Lineage: Eukaryota; Fungi; Mucoromycota; Mucoromycetes; Mucorales; Lichtheimiaceae
Exons: 1
Coding region: 1-792 (263 amino acids)
Source: RefSeq, a predicted model, not a curated record